Molecule: messenger RNA, 1453 nt
Organism: Oryza sativa Japonica Group (Japanese rice)
Lineage: Eukaryota; Viridiplantae; Streptophyta; Magnoliopsida; Poales; Poaceae
Product: F-actin-capping protein subunit alpha
Biological process (GO): barbed-end actin filament capping; actin cytoskeleton organization
Cellular component (GO): actin cortical patch; F-actin capping protein complex
Molecular function (GO): actin filament binding
Source: RefSeq, a predicted model, not a curated record
AUCAGUGAGGCAGAGACCUCUCAAUCUCUCGCGUCCCUCUCGCUCUCUUCCCGCUAUUCUUCUCGUCCAGAUCUGGACGUCGGAGCACCGCCCACCGCUCGUCCCCACCGCGGCCGGUGCCUCGCCGGCGGCCGGCUCGCCCGCACUGCCUCUAGGUCGUAGGAGCACUGCCAGCUCGCCAGUGCGGCCGAAGAGCGGCACGCACUGCCCCCUCGCUUCUCCCCUCCUGCCCUCUCCGCGCACCCGACAUCGCCGCCCCCCACCCACCACAGCCUCCACGGCCGCCCAAAUGUCGGACGGUGAGGAGAAGAGGGAGAUCGCCGUCUGGUUCCUCUCCAACGCCCCCGCCGGCGAGAUCCACUACGUCGCCAAAGAUGUGCGAGCGCUGCUGGGGGACGAGGCGGUGUACGAGGCCGCCGCGGCGGAGGCCUUCCCGGAGCACAACAAGGCGCACCUCGUGGCCCUCGAGCUCCCUGACCGCAGCGGUGAUAUAAUUAUCACAACUUAUGGGGAGCUUGACAAGAACAAUUAUCUGGAUCCUAGGACUGCUCAAGUUGCUACAGUGGACCAUAUUAAACAGAAAUGUACAAAAUUGAGGCCAGCUGCUGAUGAGGAGCUUCCUUCAGCAUACAUUGAAGAUUUCAGGAGUGCCCUGGAUGUUGAAUUAUCCAAAUAUGUUGGUGAAGCUUAUCCAAAAGGGGUGUGUGCUGUUUAUUGUACCAGCGGAAAAGAUAUAGAGGGACCAGGAGUUGAUUUUCGUUUUGCAGCAGUUAUUUCUGCUGCUAAACGCAGCCCACAAAACUUUUGCAACGGCAAUUGGCGCUCAAUUUGGACUCUGGAAUUCAUAGAUGGAUUACAGCUUGUCGAAAUUAAAGGGAAAAUACAGGUAGGUGCUCAUUAUUUUGAAGAGGGAAAUGUGCAGCUGGAUACUAACAUCGAUUGCAAGGAUUCCACCAUAUUGCAGUCUCCUGAGGAAUGUGCAGUAUCAAUAACUAACAUCAUUCGGCAUCAUGAGUCAGAAUAUUUGUCAUCACUUGAGGAAUCAUACAUGAAUUUGUCUGAUGCAACCUUCAAGGAUCUUCGAAGGAAACUUCCCGUUACUCGUACUCUUUUCCCAUGGCACAACACAUUAGCCCUCAGCCUUACAAGAGACCUCACCAAAGAACUGGCUAUAGGAAAAUGAAGCUUGUGGAGGUCAGUUCAUUAGAUUAGCUUUGAUAUGGAUUUUUUUUUAUCUCCAUGCUAUGUGUUGUUCUGUAGAUCCUGCAAUUCAUAUCCUGUAGCCAGCAAUUCUCUUGUUUUGAUUUCUGGGCUUCCACAUAUCAGUGUAAAUCAAGAACAUGCACUUCUUGUGAGGAAGUUACAUUUCAAGAAUAUAUGAUAUCUGAAUGUUGACUGUGUCAACUCAUGUUAACUCUUGCUGCCGUCAUGAAACAAACCGGGCAAGCCUAAA